AUGGAUGUCACGGCCCUUAGAGACCGCAUCCAGUCUACUCUAGAUGCAAAUGCGGAGACACGUCAGCAAGCAGAGCUGGACCUGAAAUAUGCCGAGACACAGCCAGGAUUCAUCAAUGGCCUGCUUGAUAUCCUUCAGGGCGAACAGAAUAAUGCUGUUCAGCUGUCAGCCGGUGUCUAUUUGAAGAACCGUAUCAGCAGAGGAUGGGCUCCUGUCGACGAGAACCCCUCGCGUGCGCCCAUUCCCGAAGUCGAGAAACCGGGUUUCCGUGAACGACUUAUUCCAGCCUUGGCCUCUACACCGCCCAACGUUCGCGCCCAGCUGGUUCCCCUUCUCCAGAAGAUUCUCCAGAAUGACUUUCCCGAGAAGUGGCCUGGUUUCUUGGAUCUCACCCUUCAGCUUCUCGCUACCAAUGAAGCGAACACUGUCUUCGCGGGUCUGCAGUGCCUUAUGGCCAUUACCCGUGUUUACAGGUUCAAAGCCGGAGAAAAGCGGGAGGAGUUCGACAAGAUCGUGGAGCACUCGUUCCCACAACUGCUUAGUAUUGGUCAGAGAUUGGUCGAUGAGGAAAGCUUGGAGGCUGCUGAAAUGCUUCGCAUUGUGGUGAAAUCAUACAAGCACGCUAUCUAUUUCGAGCUAUCCCCAGCCCUACAGACCCACCAGGCCACCGUCGACUGGUGCACAUUGUUCCUGCGUAUAAUCUCGAAGGUUCCCCCUGCGAACUCAAUGGGAGAGUCGAAGGAAGAGCGCGAGUUGAACCACUGGUGGAAGUGCAAGAAAUGGUCAUAUGCGAAUCUGAACCGUCUAUUCAUCAGAUACGGUAACCCCACCACUAUGUCCAAGUCUUCCAGCCCUGACUACACCCCCUAUGCGAAGACUUUCAUUACGACUUUCGCUCCAGAAAUCCUCAAGGGCUAUCUUCAGGAGAUCGAAAAGUGGGUUUCAAAGUCCCAAUGGCUCAGCAACUGCGCUCUCUCUUACACUUGCGUCUUUAUGGAGGAGUGUGUGAAGCCCAAGGCCAUGUGGGAACACCUGAAGCCGCAUAUGGAUACCCUUAUCGCCCACUUUGUCUUCCCUAUCCUGUGCCAGUCGGAUGAAGAUAUUGAACUUUUCGAGGACGAUCCUUCAGAAUACCUACACCGCAAACUGAAUUUCUACGAAGAGAUCUCAGCUCCCGAUGUUGCCGCCACCAACUUCCUGGUUUCCCUUACCAAGCACCGCAAGAAGCAGACGUUUUCUAUCCUCACAUUUAUCAACAGUGCCGUCAGCAAGUACGAGGCUGCCCCUGAGGAUCAAAAACUACCCAGAGAGAAGGAAGGUGCUCUGAGAAUGAUUGGAUCUCUCGCUUCCGUCAUUUUGGGUAAGAAGAGCCCUAUUGCGGACCAGGUUGAAUACUUCUUUGUUCGCCACGUUUUUCCUGAAUUCCGCAGUCCUCACGGAUUCCUGCGUGCCCGUGCCUGCGACACGCUGGAAAAGUUCGAGCAACUGGACUUCAAGGAUCCCAAUAAUCUGAUGGUUAUUUACCGAAACAUUCUCGAGUCGAUGACUGACCCUGAACUCCCUGUUCGUGUCGAGGCUGCUCUUGCCCUUCAGCCGUUGAUCCGCCACGAUAUAAUUCGCACUUCCAUGCAACAGAAUAUCCCCCAGAUUAUGCAACAGCUUCUCAAGCUGGCUAACGAGGUCGAUGUGGAUGCUUUGGCCAACGUCAUGGAAGAUUUCGUUGAAGUUUUCUCCGCUGAACUUACCCCCUUCGCCGUGGCUUUGAGUGAGCAGUUGCGCGAUACCUACAUGCGUAUUGUUGGCGAGCUUUUGGAGCGCAAUGCUAGCAAGGGUGGAGAGGAUGAGUACGGUGAUUUCUUGGACGAUAAGAGUAUUACUGCACUGGGUGUUUUGCAGACCAUUGGAACCCUCAUUCUUACCCUCGAGAGCACUCCUGAUGUUCUCCUCCACUUGGAAACUAUUCUGCUACCUGUCAUCAGUAUUACCUUGGAGAACAAGUUAUACGAUUUGUAUAACGAGGUCUUCGAGAUUAUUGACAGCUGUACCUUUGCAUCUAAAUCUAUUUCUCCCACCAUGUGGCAGGCCUUUGAGCUGAUUCACAAGACCUUCAAGGCCGGUGCGGAGCUGUACCUCGAAGAUAUGCUGCCUGCGCUUGAUAACUAUGUGACCUACGGCUCCGAGACCCUGGUGCAGAACCCAGCCUACCUUGCUGCUACUGUCAGUAUGGUAGAAGAUAUCUUCCGCAACGAGACUGUUAGCGGAGUAGACCGGAUCUGUGGCUGCAAACUCGCCGAGACUCUCAUGCUCAACCUCCGUGGUCAUGUUGAUCAGUACAUUCCUCUCUUUAUUGAAUUGGCUAUGACUGUCAUUGCAGCUGGGGAGGUCCCGACCAAGUCGUACCGUCUCCACCUGAUGGAGAUGGUGAUCAAUGCUAUCUAUUACAACCCUAUCCUCAGUCUCCAGGUUCUGGAAUCCAAGGGCUGGACGAACACGUUCUUCAGCACCUGGUUCUCCAGCAUAGAUACCUUCCGUCGUGUUCACGACAAGAAGUUGUCGAUUGCUGCCAUUAGCUCGCUUUUGACUAUGAAAGCAGAGGUUGUUCCCGUUAGUGUCCAACAGGGAUGGCCAAGAUUGUUGCAGGGUGUGACAAGACUUUUCCAGACCCUGCCUGCUGCAAUUAAGUUGCGUGAGGAAGCUACCAAAGAGUCUGAUUUCACCUACGAUGAUGAAGGCGAUGAUGAUGACGAGGAGAACGACUGGGAUGGUGAUGUCGAAUGGAACGAGGAAGAGGUUGAGGAGGCCCUUGGAGGUGACGGAGACGUCGCCGACGAGAGCGCCGCCUACCUCGAUUUCCUCAGCCAGGAGGCCGCCAAGUUUGGCUCCUUCGCAGAUGAUGACGAUGACGACGAUCUGGACGAGGAGAGUCUUCUCGAGACUCCAUUGGACAAGCUUGACCCCUAUGGCAUGUUCAAGCAUGUCUUCUUGAACCUCCAAUCCGAGCAGCCACAGCUGUAUGAUAGUCUAUCCAGGGUUCUCAGCCCCGAGGAGCAGAACGUUAUCCAGGGAGUGUUCCACGAGGCAGACAAUGCCGCGUUAAAACAAGUCGAAGCCGAAGCUGCCGCCGCUGCGGGCAUGCAGAUUAACAAUAUCCAAUAG
Molecule: messenger RNA, 3156 nt
Organism: Penicillium taxi
Lineage: Eukaryota; Fungi; Ascomycota; Eurotiomycetes; Eurotiales; Aspergillaceae
Product: putative nonsense-mediated mRNA decay protein (Nmd5)
Exons: 8
Coding region: 1-3156 (1051 amino acids)
Biological process (GO): protein import into nucleus
Cellular component (GO): nuclear envelope; cytosol
Molecular function (GO): small GTPase binding
Source: RefSeq, a predicted model, not a curated record